Messenger RNA from Actinia tenebrosa (Australian red waratah sea anemone), 1503 nucleotides. RefSeq names its product serine/threonine-protein kinase Nek2. The record is from RefSeq and is a predicted model, not a curated record. Gene Ontology annotation, molecular function: protein kinase activity; ATP binding. Gene Ontology annotation, biological process: protein phosphorylation. NCBI's taxonomy places the organism in Eukaryota, Metazoa, Cnidaria, Anthozoa, Actiniaria, Actiniidae.
GGUAAAUUCAAUUCCUCGACACAAAUAUUCGAUUCAAGAAGUAAAUGUUGUUGAAUAUUGGUCUGAAUUUUCAACAGUUUCUCAGUUAUUUUAGCUGACGACGAUGCCAUCCCGUCUACAAGAUUACGAUGUUUUGGGAUUGAUUGGUUCGGGCUCCUAUGGAACGUGUAGAAAGAUUCGUAGAAUAAAAGACAAUAAGAUACUGGUUUGGAAAGAGUUAGAUUAUGGCAAAAUGUCAGAGACAGAAAAGCAGAUGCUGGUUUCAGAGGUGAACUUGCUGCGGGAACUGAAACAUCCACACAUAGUGAGAUACUAUGAUCGUAUCAUAGAUAGAACAAAUACCACAAUCUACAUUGUCAUGGAAUACUGUGAAGGUGGAGAUUUAGGUGCUCUUAUCUCCAAACACAAAAGAGAAAAACGAUAUGUUCUAGAAGAGUAUGUAUGGAAAAUUAUGUACCAGCUCAUCCUUGCAGUACAGGAAUGCCAUAGAAGGAAAAAUGGAGCUCAUGUUUUACACAGGGACUUAAAGCCAGCAAAUGUUUUUCUUGAUGCUGAAAAAAAUGUCAAGCUUGGUGAUUUUGGUUUGGCAAGAGUGCUCAUGCAUGACACUAGUUUUGCCAAAACAUUUGUUGGUACUCCUUACUAUAUGUCACCUGAGCAAGUCAACAAGAUGGGCUAUAAUGAGAAGUCUGACAUCUGGUCCCUUGGCUGUCUCCUCUAUGAGCUGUGUGCCCUAUCUCCACCCUUUACAGCUAUGAACCAAAGAAGUCUAGAGGCAAAAAUCAAGAUUGGAAGAUUCCAUCCAAUCCCCAGUCAUUACUCCUCUAGCCUCAAUCAAGUUAUCAGCUCCAUGCUCCAAGUUUGUGAUGAGAUGAGACCAAGUAUUGAUAGUUUGCUUCGAAAUCCACAUUUAUCAAGAAUGCAGAAAGACACUACCUCUAAUAUAAAUGUAGCUGAAAAGGAGGAAUCACUCAAAAGAUGGGAGAAAACUCUUAAUGAGAAGGAAAGAGAUAUAGAAAGAAAGGAAAAAGAACUUUCUAACAGAGAGAAAGUAUUAGCAGAUCGAGAAGAAAGGAUUUCAAGACUGGAAGAAGAAUGCUACAGUAAUGGCUACAGAGAUCACAUGGUUCCAGUAAAAAGAUCAAAUCAUCCCCAGUAUUACCAACACUUCGGUAUGGACAAAGAGAAUGAAAAUGGCUUGAUAGCACCUAUUGCCAUAAAGAGAAGAUAUGCAUGUGAUAUAGACACUGCUAAACUUGCAAAUGAUGAUGUGUUUGCAAGACCUAUGCUUCCAGCACACAGGCUACAAGAUUUUGGUUAUCGGCACCCGAACAUUGUAGGGAAUGUUAGAGUGUCCAGGUUGUUAUCAGUGCUGAGAUGAACUUAAUAAGUAAAGCAAACUUAAUAAUAUAAUUGAACAUAUUUGGAUAUAUAAAUAUAUGUGUAUGAUAUGAUUGUGUAAAUAGUGAACAAGAUGUAAAUAUAGUUUGUGUAUUUACGACC